This is a messenger RNA of Limulus polyphemus (Atlantic horseshoe crab), 5757 nucleotides long. Its product is annotated as ubiquitin-conjugating enzyme E2 W-like. The transcript is spliced from 6 exons. Bases 282 to 737 code for a protein of 151 amino acids. Lineage: Eukaryota; Metazoa; Arthropoda; Merostomata; Xiphosura; Limulidae. The record is from RefSeq and is a predicted model, not a curated record.
GUGGGCGUUAGGAAACAUGGUUGUCUUGUUCGAACGCAAACUCCUUGUUUAGGAGCUGAAGAGUAUGAUGUGUACUGAUUGUUGACAAUAAUAAUAACACCAACUAUUCUCUGACGAUAAUUUUUUUUCUGAUUAUUUUAGAAUAAACAUCAUAAAGUUAUAUGAUUAAUUUUUAAAUCUAAGAUAAAACUGGCACCUAACGUAAACCUUAUGCACUGUAACUUGUAAGUGUAACUGAGAGUGAGAAGAAAAUCGAACAAACUGCAAAGGUACAGACUAUCAUGGCGUCGAUGCAGAAGAGACUUCAAAAAGAACUUUUAGCCAUACAGAAGGAACCACCACCAGGUGUCAGUGUUUGUCCAAACAACAUAGGGCCUAACUUAACUCAGUGGAUAGUUGAUAUGGAAGGAGCUACGGGAACCUUGUAUGAAGGAGAAAAAUUCCAGUUGAUGUUUAAAUUUAGUCCUAAGUAUCCAUUUGAUUCACCUGAGGUGACCUUCAUAGGCCCAAACAUUCCUGUCCAUCCACAUGUUUACAGCAAUGGACAUAUUUGCUUGUCCAUCCUCACUGAAGAUUGGUCACCAGCUUUGUCUGUGCAAUCAGUCUGUUUAAGUAUUGUUUCCAUGCUGUCUAGUUGUAAAGAAAAGAAACGGCCACCUGACAAUUCCUUGUACGUCAAAACCUGUAGUAAGAACCCUAAGAAAACUAAAUGGUGGUACCAUGAUGAAUCUGUCUGACAAGUACUUCCAGUGUAGCUGUGUAUAGAAGAUCACAUCGUAGUACAGGUGUAGUUUCCUUUCCAAACCUAGUUCCAGUAAACGAUUCAACACAUGUUUGAGUUGCAUCACUUUGAGUUCAGUGUGCUCAGGGAGACGUGUAGCCUGUAGAUGUUCCUUGAUUACCUUGGUUACUGACUCCUACAUAAGAAGUAACACCCAUGACAACAAGGUUUUAAAUGGUGUAAAUAGCUUAUUCUGAUCUGGACCUUUUUUUUUUAAAUUUAUCAUAGGAAAAUAUUCAGUCUUCUAGAGCUAGGUGAUAAAAUAAGUAAAUUUGGCUAUUAAAUAUGAAAGUUUGAUAAACAAGUUGUAAGUUAGAUUAAACAUAUAGCGAAAAGAGUAUUCUAAAAUCCAUACAGAAUAUGUCUUGAUAUUAUAUAUUCUGUUAAGCCAAUAGAAAAUUGUAUUUAUAAGAUAUAUUUGUCAAACAGAAGAGCUUAGGGAUAAAUUACGUAUAUAUAGUCUAAAAAUAUUUCCUGUUAACUAUUAACAUAAAUUAUUCUUAAGUUAUUAGAUACCACCUGAAAAUUGAGAAACUGUGAAAAAUGUUUCUUUUUUUCAAAAAUAAUAAGGUGAUCUGAGAUCAUAAUAUAAUAAUUACUUUUCUACACAUUUCUGUGAUAGUUAAAAUCUAAAUCAAGGGAAAAUAUUCCACUAAAAAAAAUGGGGACACAUUUUUUUUUAGUACGUUAUUAGCAUGGUAACUGUAUUUUAAGUAUAUCGGUGCUUCUUUACGAACAUGUGAAAACCUGCAUAAAAGCAUUGGGACGGAAAAUAACGGAAAUAUUUUAUUGGCAGUGUAUGUCUUGUAACAGUAGCUUAUAAUGUACAUUUGUUUAGCCAAGCAGAUACAGUGUGGUUGAAGAAAAGACACAUUCUUGGAUUGAUGUUCACUUGUAUCGUGUAAAUACUGGGAUCUAGUUUAGCCUGAUAUGCAUUGUCUUUAGGUCAUAGAACUUUCUGAGGCAUUCAGCAUACAUUUGUGUCUAAUUUUUCUUCAUUUGAACUGGCCUGAUGAAAUGAGACGUAUGGUACAUACAUUUCAAGUGUUUCCAAAAACAAAACUCUACAGUAAUUUAACGGAUGACCCCCAAACAGCCAUUCUCUUUGUACUUAUCUCUUUGUAAAAGUUGUUAAAAAGUAAUACAAACAUUUGAUUAUGUAUAUUGUUGAAAGUUGGCAUUUAAAUUGUGUAAAGUACCUAUAUAUUCCAAAUAUACUGUUCAUAACAUGAAUAAAUAAAUUAGAUGUGUUCUAGCUGUGAAUAUAUUGAUUUUUAAUAUAAAAAAAAAGAUGCAAAAGGAACCUUUGUUGUACAAUUAAGGCUCAAAUGAAGAUGUAAAAAUCCUUUUUGAAGUAAUAUUAAAGCUCAAAUAAAGAUGUUGAUGUACAUCUUGAUGGGGGGGGGGGGGCAAAGAAGACUGACCUCGCAUAGGGACCCUACACUAUGGUGUAAUUUGUAUAUAUGUGUAAAUCUAGCCUGACUAGAAAUCUAUCUCAGAAACUGCCAUUUAUUCCCCUUUAAGCUUGAAGAGGGGGGGGGGGUCAGCCACACCUGUUGAUCCCUCCCAAGUAUUGCCUGUGGUAUUGUGUUACAUGUGCUGACAUAUCACAAGGCUUCUUUCAAUAAUGUAGUACCAAAAAAAUUGGCAAGAAAUUACUAAACUCAGAUUUAAAAAAUAAAUGAGGAAAAACUAUGAUUUUGGCAACAUAAUGUAGUUGUAUGCUACGUAAUCAACUUUUCACAUAUAUUUCAAUAACAUUUUAUCAGUUAAACUAUACUUUUGACAUGCUAUCUGAUUUUGAGGAAGUAUAAUUAGUUUUUGUUAAAAUAACUUCUUCACUUGUCUGUAUCAGUAUUAUCUGCUAAGUUCUUAAUGGAUUCUGUUUGUUCAUCGUGAUCAUUGUCGAGGUAGGUAUUUGGGUUUAAAACCAGGGGUGGUCAGACAUUUGGAUUUCUCUUCACCCCCAAUCUGGGCUUAUGAAGAAUAGUUACAUGGCUUGUCUCCAUGGGAAAAGCUGCAAAAAUUUGACCGGAAAGCUAAUUUAUUUACGUCAACCUGUUUGAUAGUUCCCAAAGUUAGAUUAGGGUUACUAUUGGCUGUUUUGUGAACUGUUGUUUAGGGUUAGACUGUAAACAAAACUUGAUUGGAUGUUCAGAGAAUGUUAAGACUGGUGUGAUUGGUUGUUUAGAGCAGAAAACUGAUAGCUUGUAUCUUCAGAUAAUGGUAAUUCUCUUGAAUCAGGAUCACACAAAAUACUGUGUUUUUGUGAAUAGUUAAACCAUUUUGUUUUACAUACAUCAAUUAACUGACGUGUACUGUACAUUGUCAGUGAGAACAAGUGCCUAGUCUUAUUUCCUGUGUAAUUCACCAGAGGUCAUUAACACGUUACUGAAUAUUGUCCUUUACAUAAGAUAUAUAAAUAUAUUGCUGUUUGUCUAGUAGAUCCAAUGGGGAGGGUUCCUGUGAAUUCUGAUAUUUUGUUGUGACAAACAAAAUAAAUAUUGAUGCAUAGUUAAGGUAUCCUUAAGACUUUGGUAUAUUUUCAAGAUGAUUUAUAUUUAAAAUAGAAUAAAAGCUUAUGAUUUGAACAGCGUGUAUGAAACAUUAUGUAUGGUUAACUUAAGUAUGUAUGUAUAUAUCUAAUGUUUUAUGAACUUUCUUGGGUUUUUAGUUUUGUUUUUCACCUUACCCUUUUCCACCAUAUAUAUAUAUAUCAACAAAAACUCAAGUGAAGGUUUUUCUCAAACUUCUUUAAUUAUUGGCACAAAAACCAGUUAUUGAAAAUGUUUUUCUGAAUAGUCGUCCUCCCUACGGAUAUACAAGAUGUGUUCAGUGUGGUGAUCUUGUCCUCAAGGUUCUGAGCAACAUAUUGACAGGUUUCUAGUGGAAAAUCAAUGGUUUGGAUAUCUCCCUUCAGUUCUUGAAUUGUUCGUGGAUUGCUUUUGUAGACGUUAUCUUUGCAAUAACCCCAUAGGAAGCAGUCGUGUUUGAAAGUUGAAGUGGCGAUGUAGAAUUCCACCAUCUUUGUUCAUUGUUCAGUUGUGAACAUCAUACUUGAGGUGUAGUUCAUAGAUUUAUAUUCUAUAGAUCCAUAGAGUACUCUCUGAAAAUAUAAACAAUGUAAUAUCAAUGACAAAACAAUUAUGAGCAGAAUGCCUGAUUGGAUUUUUUUGGCAUGCUAAUAUUGAGAGUUAUAAAACAGUUCAAAUUUCACUCUCUACCUUCCAAAGUUUUAGAUAUUUUAAUUCAUUCUAUAUAAAACUUGUAAUAUAUUGUUAAAUGAUCAACUAAUUCGGUGUUAUUUGGUUCAGAUAGAAUUAGUAGACCACUUACAGUUGUGUGUAUUGUUGGAUUUGGUCAAGACAUCAAUAAAAACCAAGGCUAUUAUAAUAUAGUCCCAGGAUUAAAUCUUAGAUUUGUGAAACCAGAUUUUUGUCAGUAACUAAUUACAUAGAGAAGAAUAUUAACUUUAUAAUACUAGAAAUGUUUAAUAAAUUUAACUGUUGCACUUAUUUUUAACUUAUUUUUAUUUUCAUUCACUAGAAGAUAUAUAUAUAUAUAUAUAGAGAGAGAGAGAGAGAAUUGUAGAAAAUUUACACAAAAUGUUAGUAGAAUUUUAAAUGAAGCUUUGAAUGAACAUAUGUUUGGUUUCUUAUUAACAUGUUUAUAUAUCUAUAUUUCAAACAUGCUGCUCUUCUGAGCUUUGAGAAUAUAAUACUUAGAUUAAGUUUGAUUAAUUUGAAAUCUGUAUGUUACCCAGAUUAUUUUGUUGAACAUUAUAUUCUUCUCAGUAUCUCUUUCGGCACAUUUUAUUGUUGAAAUGUUAGUAAAAUAAAACUUACUCAGUUUGUUUAUACCUUUAUAAAAUUAGGAAGAACAAUAAUGUAAAGUGCUAAAUUUUGAAAUGUUGAGGAAUUUCCUUAGUCAUAUUGGAGCCGAUAAUGUACCACCUUAUUUAGCAUUUCUCAAAUGAUGUGUUGUGAUGUAGUUUCGACAAAGGUAAGAAUACCUAAAAAAACAAAGUAAAAAUAUAGUGAGUACAUUCAGGAAUUUGUAGCUGUGUGUGUUUAGUUGACAUGUCGUCCAUACUUCUGCUAACAUUAUAACUUGUAGUUUACCAAAAAAUUAACAAAUUUAAAAAUGGUGCUUCAAAAUAAAAUCAGAUUUUUUUUUAAGCCUUUUAAAUAAAAAAGUAUACAUUUUCAAAACCAAAAUUUUAUUAACAUUUUACAACUGCCUUCAAGAUGAGAAUGUGUAGGAGUGUUGGUUUAUCACUAUGCAAGAUAGAAACAAGUAUUAUUUUUAAAAAUCAUUUCAGAGUUUCCAGUUCACCCUUGCAUGUAAUAAUAUUUAAAUGGCAAAUACUUGUUAAUUUCUGUAUACUUCUCAAGUUUUAAUAGUAAAGUUAGAAAACCUACAUUUACUCUCCAGAUAAAUAAACAUCUUUUAUUUUGUCAAGUAAGUUAAAAAAUAGUUUUAUUUGAAAUAAAAAAUUAAUAUUUAUUAAACUAUCUGUAGUAGUAAAGAUAUUUUUAUAACUUCAUUGUCAAAAUGUCUAACUUCCUUGUGUUAGCACUAUAAAUUUUGAUAAACAACAACAACAAGUUUUAGUUUGAUUUUUCAGAGGAAAAAAAAGGAAUUCAGGGUGAGCUGCAAUGAAUGGAUGUCCUUUUACUGCUCUAAUGAACUCAAACCUUGCAUACAGUACCCAUCAGUAUUAUUAGUAAAGAUUAAAUGAACCAGUUAAAUAGUUUUUUUUCUGUCUUAUGACUGGGGGUAGGGGGAGUAACAUCUUAAGUGAGAGAAGAAGGUGGAUGUCAAUGGUAGGAUGUUUGUAGAAGUGUUAAAAACAAGUGUGUCAAGGAUGAGUUUUAUAUUUAACUAUGUAUAUAACGUUGUAAUUAUUUCUUAGAACAAACUAAUGUAUAGGACUGGUCUCGUUUAAUAAACUCUGUGUUAUUUAAAUUAUUCUA